AUGGUGUUGGAGGUGCUUAGAACUGAAAAAUUGUAUGCUAACCUAGAAAAGUGCACCUUUUGCACCGACAAGCUUGUGUUCAUGGGCUUUGUUGUUUCAGGGCAGGGAGUAGAGGUGGAUGAAUCCAAGAUUGAAGCUAUCAAGAAUUGGCCUACUCCUAUCAAUGUGAGCCAAGUGAGAAGCUUUCAUGGUCUUGCCGGCUUCUACCGGCGCUUUGUGAAGAAUUUCAGCACCAUUGCAGCCCCAUUGAAUGAGCUAACCAAGAAGGGUGUUGAAUUUGUGUGGGGAAUUACAUAUGGGUGGAUUGAUGGGUCACUUUGGGGAGACAAGACUUGCUGCUGA
Messenger RNA from Panicum virgatum (switchgrass), 342 nucleotides. RefSeq lists its product as uncharacterized. The record is from RefSeq and is a predicted model, not a curated record. Lineage: Eukaryota; Viridiplantae; Streptophyta; Magnoliopsida; Poales; Poaceae. The transcript has 2 exons. Bases 1 to 342 code for a protein of 113 amino acids.